Molecule: messenger RNA, 949 nt
Organism: Guyanagaster necrorhizus
Lineage: Eukaryota; Fungi; Basidiomycota; Agaricomycetes; Agaricales; Physalacriaceae
Product: small G-protein Ras1
Exons: 7
Coding region: 1-651 (216 amino acids)
Biological process (GO): signal transduction
Cellular component (GO): membrane
Molecular function (GO): GTPase activity; GTP binding
Source: RefSeq, a predicted model, not a curated record
AUGGCGACCAGAGCCCAGUUCUUGCGAGAGUACAAGCUGGUCGUAGUUGGCGGUGGUGGUGUCGGAAAGUCAGCAUUGACUAUUCAGUUCAUUCAAAGUCAUUUCGUGGACGAAUAUGAUCCUACUAUCGAAGAUUCUUACCGCAAACAGUGCGUGAUUGAUGAUGAGGUCGCACUGCUUGACGUGCUCGAUACAGCUGGUCAAGAGGAAUAUGGUGCCAUGAGGGAACAGUACAUGCGUACGGGCGAAGGGUUUCUCCUGGUGUACUCCAUCACAUCUCGAAACUCGUUCGAAGAAAUAAGUACCUUUCAUCAACAAAUUCUUCGGGUGAAAGAUCAAGACACGUUCCCUGUCAUCGUUGUGGCUAAUAAGUGCGACUUGGAAUACGAACGACAGGUCGGCAUGAAUGAGGGCCGUGACCUUGCCAAGCAUUUUGGUUGUAAAUUCAUUGAAACGUCCGCGAAGCAGCGGAUCAACGUCGAUGAAGCUUUCAGCAAUCUCGUCCGUGAAAUCAGGAAAUAUAACAAAGAACAACAAACUGGUCGACCUGGGAUGUUGCCGGGCCCUGGCGGAAGUACCCCUGGCCCUUACGGUACGAAGGAAAACCAAGAGGGAACUACAGGGUGCUGCCCGGGCUGCGUGGUCGUUUGAUUCUCUUCGGUUUCUCCCCUCUCUCUUUUUCUUGCAUUCCCUAUCUGUCGCGUUCGACUUGGUUGCUGGUCUUAUUCCUUUUUUUUUUGUUUUAGCAGCCUUCAAGCUUCACCCGGGAUUUUACAAGUUUGACUGUGCCUCUUUAAAAGCGAAAUGGUUGUGUAUACUUAUCUUUAGACUCUUGUCAUGAUUACGAUUUACCUGUGUCAUAUCUCCCAUAUGUUAUCCUCUUUCACGGCUCGCUAAGAAUACAAUUUAGAUUAAAAAAGUAAAUGUGAGAUCAAUGGAUAUGCUCCCG